UGUAGGGGGUAUUUAUCCCCCACGACGCGUGCUCCUUUCUGCAUCCCUCGAUCAAAAUUCAUACUCCACGCAAUUACGCAUGCUAUUCAUGCUCCGUUAACUUCUAUCAAUUUCAACUUUCCCUCUUCUCAUCGAUAAAUAGCAUCACUCAAUCAGUAUUAUUUUGUCCAAUUCCAACUUAACAUUCUACAUAAAUCAUAGACAAUGCAGGCACAAAUUUCCCCAAUUCAGAUUUUAUUACUUUUAUCAUUGUUCUUUAAUCUUCAAUUUAAAUGGGUUAUUGAUGCUCAAUUUCUUCCUGCUAAAUUUGAUGGGUUUGUGUAUGGUAACCCUAAGAAAUUUAACCCAGAAAAUAUUCUUAUUGAAGCUUUCUUUGACCCUGUUUGCCCAGAUUCUCGUGAUGCUUGGCCUCCUCUUAAGCAUGUUCUUCAACAUUAUGGGCAUAAUGUCUCCCUCAUUGUUCAUCCUUUCCCUCUUCCAUACCAUGACAAUGCAUAUGCAACUUCACGGGCGCUGCAUAUUGUUGACGAAUUGAAUAGUUCUGAAACAUAUCCCUUGUGGGAAAGUUUCUUCAAAUAUCAGGAGCAAUUUUACAACAAAGAGACAGGUAACUUGACCAGAGUCGAGACUGUAGAUCUCAUUGCUAAAUUUGUUGCAAAAUCUGUCGAUACCCAUUAUUCUGCUGUAAAAUCUGGCUUUGACGACAGGAAUACCGAUCUCAAAACAAGGGUUUCAUUCAAGUAUGGUUGUUCGAGAGGCGUCUAUGGAACACCAGCUUUCAUCGUCAAUGGUUUUCUUUUGUCCGAUGUCGGCUCUUCUGUAGAUUACAAUGGAUGGAAGAAGAUUAUCGAUUCACUUCUUCAUUCGAAGAGUGGGAAUGGAUUUAGUACUUAUGCUUAAUGAAGUACAAGCUUUAUUUGUAUUAUUAGUGUUCAGUGUGUCUACCUAGCCAGUAGUCAUCAUGUAUAAAGAGCUGUUCUAUAAAUGAACUUCCUUUGGCAAAUUGUCUUGGUCAAAAAAUUGGCUUGUAUAGUUGUUGUACUUGUGUUAUUUCCUAUAUGUUUAUCAUUUACUUCUUUAU
This is a messenger RNA of Amaranthus tricolor (Joseph's coat), 1081 nucleotides long. RefSeq lists its product as uncharacterized. The transcript is spliced from 4 exons. Lineage: Eukaryota; Viridiplantae; Streptophyta; Magnoliopsida; Caryophyllales; Amaranthaceae. The record is from RefSeq and is a predicted model, not a curated record. Bases 205 to 900 code for a protein of 231 amino acids.